Messenger RNA from Triplophysa rosa, 7192 nucleotides. RefSeq names its product ATPase phospholipid transporting 10D (gene atp10d). Gene Ontology annotation, cellular component: plasma membrane. Gene Ontology annotation, biological process: phospholipid translocation. NCBI's taxonomy places the organism in Eukaryota, Metazoa, Chordata, Actinopteri, Cypriniformes, Nemacheilidae. The record is from RefSeq and is a predicted model, not a curated record. Gene Ontology annotation, molecular function: ATP binding; ATPase-coupled intramembrane lipid carrier activity; ATP hydrolysis activity.
CGAAGAACCUACAAAAACAUACUUUGUUGAAACUUCCUUCCCAUCCUAAAAAGACUAUUGAACUUUCUUUUGAUCCAGAAACAUCUCAUUCUACAAUCCCUGGGGUUUGAUAUCAGAAACUGAAAUGUGUGACAGGCUGCCUAAUACAUAUCAAUGAUGUCCGUUUUGAUUUCAAUAAGCUGGUACUAGUACUAGUAUUAGUACUAGUUAGUAAGUACAUGAGGACAAACAACAAACUGUUCCUCAGCUGUUUCGAAAAUCUUACUACCCCCAAAUAAGUGAAUAAUGAAACAUUUCUGGGCAUAAAGUAUAACUGGACAUUUGGAGAAAUCAAGACAGAUGAAUUGAUGAGAGUAAAAGUGUAGAAAAUUCUGAAACCUUAUGUCCGUCCAGGCUGUAUGUUACUCACUCUCUAGUUGUUCCAAACCAGUACAAAAUUUAAAUAUAAGUUUGGUUGAACACAGAGAAAGAUAUUUGGACGAAUGCUGGUAACCAAAAAGUUCUUGGACCCCAAUUGACUCCCAUAGUAGGAAAAAUUAAAUUUGUAGUCAAACGUGCCCCAGAACUGUUUGCUGUCCUACAUUCUUCAAAAUAUCUUCUUUUGUGUUCAACAGAACAAAAAAUAAAUAGCCAUUUUCCCUACUAUGGUAGUCAAUGGGGUCCAAGAACUGGUUGGUUACAAGUAUUCGUCCAAAUAUCUUUCUCUGUGUUCAGAACAAAGAAAUGUAUACAGAUUUGGAACAGCUAAAAGGCGAGUAAAUGAUGACAGAAUUUUUAUUUUUGGGUGAUCUCUUUAAAUACAGUACUACAAAUGUACAGUAUAUGAGCCCUUUAACUAAUGAACUGGUUAUGCUUUUGUUUACAAUAAACAUGAGGAACCCGGUGCUGUUAUUAUACUUGAAAAGCGUUCACUGUUGGCACAGAUUCACUAACCAUACCCAUCGCUUCCAAGAAAUAACAUUGCACAAUUCCUUCCAGCUUUAUGCAAAACUUCCUUCUAGACUCUCAUUAAGAUUAAUGAUUCAUGAAUGUGUCUCAUUAUUCCUUAUUGUUUCACUUUAGUUUUUUAUGGAGAGAUCAAAUAAAUGGUUUGUUUCUCAAAAAAUUGAUCAGUAUGAUGCUAUUGUAUUGUAAUGAGAUGAAAGGAUAUGUAGCAUCCCCAUGUGGAACUUCUAGUGUGGCUGUGAAUGUCACAGUUAACCCCUCCCACACCCAUGACCAGUACUCGUGUUUGACUGGGGCCAUCAUAACAUGCUAGAAAAAUACGAUCCUCGCAUAUCUACAGCGUGUGGUUAAAUGUUAGUGUUCAUAAAGUAAUGCUGGUAAUUAUGAGCAGUCCUCCAUUAUGUUUUAUAAUAGUAAUAACAACAACAGUCUCUGCACCUUAGUCAAUGGUGAGUGUCCUCUGUCCCACAUUAACGUCACUGGUUGCUCAUUACCAGCCCAUUUGUCUUCUCAGUUGAAAAACCGCCUCUUGAGUCAUAAAAAGCUCUACAUGAGUUUGUUUAUGAUGCCUGGGAGUGUUUCCUGGACGAGGAGCGGCCAGUCUACACGCUGUACAUUAUUUCAUUGUUUCUUAGACACGCUUCACUGUUGAAGCAGGUUUUGGAUAGAAACACUUCUCAGGUGUCUGAUCUGGCAAGUCAAGUCUUUGGUUUGAAUAGGAACGGAGGGAGGACAAUGCUUGAGCAUUUUACCUAGGGAAGGGUAAGACCUGUCGGACAUGCUGGGGAUAAAGAAGCGACCUGAUUUGGCUGGAAUAUUCUUACGCGCUGUUUGGCCGGAGCCGAAGGAUCGGUCAAGUCCAGUCAUGACUCAGGUGUCGGACCCAGAUCAAGGUGGCACUAUCAAAGAUCAGGCAAAAAAGAGAAGGGUUGUCAUCCCAUGUUGGACCGAAGAUGAAGAGGCGAAGGAAUUGCAGAAGUCAUACAGCAAAAACAAGGUCAGAACGACCAAAUACACAUUUCUGUCUUUCAUUCCCAAGAAUCUUUUCGAGCAGCUCCAUCGGUUCGCCAACGUAUACUUCUUAUUCUUGGGCGCGUUGAACUUUGUGCCUGUCGUGAAUGCCUUCCAGCCGGAGAUCUCCAUCAUUCCUAUUAUUUUAGUGAUGUCUGUAACUGCUGUCAAAGACCUUUGGGAGGAUCAGCGACGGAGGAGAUCGGACAAAAAGGUCAAUAACCGCUUGUGUGAUGUGUAUGACAGGAAGCAGAAGCAUUAUGUGGAGCGGCGCUGGGCAGAGGUGUGUGUUGGUGACCUGGUCCGUCUCUGCUGUAAUGAAAUCAUACCAGCUGACAUGGUGCUGCUACACUCGUCUGAUCCUAACGGUGUGUGUCACAUCGAGACCGCCAACCUGGAUGGAGAAACCAACCUGAAACAGAGGCAGGUGGUCCGUGAGCUGCCACAACAGGGAUCCGAAUUCAUUCCAGAAAGCUUCAGCAGUCGCAUCGAGUGUGAAAAUCCCAAUAAUGAUUUGAGACGCUUCAGGGGCUUUAUGGAACAUCCUGGCAAGAUACGCGUUGGACUGCACAGUGAAAAUCUGCUGCUGAGGAGCUGUACCGUGAGAAACACAGAGACUGUCAUUGGCAUCGUGGUCUAUGCAGGUCAUGAGACGAAAGCGAUGCAGAAUAACAGCGGACCGCGCUACAAGCGAAGCAAACUGGAGCGCAGGCUUAAUGUAGAUGUGCUGUGGAGUGUGGCUUUACUGCUGCUUAUGUGCUUUGUUGCUGCUGUAGGUCAUGGUCUUUGGUUGAACGGACUAAAGGAUCCCAUCUUCAUGAUCCCUGAUGACACGCCCCCUGCACUCGCUGCCUUUUACACGUUCUGGACAAUGAUUAUUGUUCUGCAGGUGCUGAUUCCGAUCUCACUCUACGUGUCUAUAGAGAUUGUGAAGCUGGGACAGAUUUAUUUUAUUCAAAAUGAUAUAGAUCUGUAUAACCCGAGAUUUGACACAGGAGUCCAGUGCAGAGCAUUGAACAUCACAGAAGAUCUUGGUCAGAUUCAGUAUCUUUUCUCCGACAAGACAGGAACCCUCACAGAAAACCGCAUGCUGUUCCGUCGCUGUACUGUGGCAGGAACGGAGUACCCUCACUGCGAGAACGCUAUUUCUCUGGAGCAGUAUGAGGAGCAGGGGUGUGGUGAUGUAGAUCACUCUCACACACUGAGAUCGCGCUCCAGCAAGAAGUCUCUGAGCUGUAAAUCUCUCAGCUGCAAUCAAAGUUCAGUCUCUCUCAAAACCCUCACGGCAGAGUCUGACACACACUCCGUCCUCGACACGCUCCGCAGGCGCACACUCGGAGCCUUUAGCGGCACCAUGGAGUGUGCAGUUGUUCCAGACCCUCAGCUGAAGGGGAAGCUGGAUACCUUGUGUUCACCCAUGCAUCCCUCUGUCCGCCAUGAAGCUGCUGAAAUCUCUCACAUUCUGGACUUCUUUCUGGCGCUGGCCGUCUGUAACACUGUGGUGGUUUCCUCAGCCACUCAGCCGAGACAUGUGGUUCAGAUGCCUGUGGGUCGCACUCCCCUACGCUCUCUAGAGGACAUGAAGCUUCUGUUGCAGAAGUUGAGUCUACCUCGCUUUCCCAUUUCACCCAACCAAAACACAGACAGCCCUAGCAGCCUGACCAAAAAACUCUUCACCCGUGGUCGCUCGGCAAUGUACUUCCCCAACAGCGCUUCACAAACGCCCAUCACAACCCAACCCUUACCCAACACACCCACUUGCACCCCUUCAGACACUCCCUCCACCCCCUCUACUCCAGUCUUGUUGCGCAGUGGCCCUUGUGGAGAUACGAAGGAUGCGGAGCUGGCCAAAGGUUAUGAUGAGACUGACAGCGAUGAGGAUGAUGAUGAUGAGGAAGAUGAUUUGCUAUAUGAGGCAGAGAGCCCGGAUGAGGCAGCAUUGGUACAAGCAGCAAAGGCUUAUGGAUGCACUCUUCUGGGCCGGUCUCCAGAGCAGGUCUUGGUGGCUGUUCCAGGUGCAGGACCGCUCUCUAUCCCACUGCUGCACGUGCUACCGUUUCAUUCUGCCCGCAAGAGGAUGUCUGUGGUUGUCCGUCAUCCUUUCACAGGAGAUGUGAUGGUGUACACUAAAGGAGCAGAUAAUGUCAUUAUGGAGCUGGCUGAAGGAGCUAAAGAUGGUUUCUCUAGAGAGGUUAUGGAACGGACGCAGAGACACCUGGACCAAUACGCAAGAGAGGGGCUGCGCACUCUCUGUGUUGCUAAAAAAGUGUUAGAAGAGCAGGAAUACAAAGGCUGGUUGAAGAGACACGAGUAUGCAGAGACCAGUAUUGAAAACAGAGAAGAGCUUCUGCUUGAAUCUGCCGAGAGACUAGAAACUAAUCUCACAUUGUUGGGGGCGACGGGUAUAGUAGACCGUCUGCAGGAGGAGGUGCCCGAGACUAUUGAGGCCCUGCAAGAGGCUGGAAUUAAAGUGUGGGUCCUUACAGGAGACAAACAAGAGACGGCUAUUAAUAUUGCCUUUGCUUGUAAACUCCUCAGACCGACAGACCAGCUCCUUACAGCCAACUGUGACAGUAAGGAGGCAUGUGAGGCUCGACUUUACGAGUUACAAUGUGAGAUCAGACACUUCACCAAUGGAGGAUCGUCUAGCCAUGACAUGUUGGAGGAUGAUAGAAGCACCUCUGACUUUGUGCUGGUCAUUGAUGGCCGCACGCUGGACUUUGCUCUGCACAAUGAUCUACAGGAGGCUUUCCUGGACCUCACAUGCUGCUGUCGCUCGGUCAUAUGCUGCAGAUCCACCCCCCUGCAGAAGAGCCAAGUGGUACGGCUGGUCCGAGACCAACUCAAAGUCAUGACCCUGGCUAUAGGUGAUGGAGCUAAUGAUGUUAGUAUGAUUCAGAUGGCAGACGUUGGCAUUGGCAUCUCGGGCCAGGAGGGCAUGCAGGCGGUGAUGUCCAGUGACUUUGCCAUCUCAAGAUUUAAGUACCUGAGAAAGCUGAUUUUGGUUCACGGUCAUUGGUGCUAUUCACGCUUGGCUAACAUGAUCCUUUAUUUCUUCUACAAGAAUGUGAUGUACGUGAACCUGUUGUUCUGGUACCAGUUUUUCUGUGGGUUCUCCGGCAGCACCAUGACCAACUCAUGGGUUCUCAUCUUCUUUAACCUGCUCUUCACCUCCGUCCCUCCACUCGUCUACGGGGUGUUGGACAAAGACGUCUCCGCAGAGACGCUCCUCGACCUGCCUGAUCUGUACAAAUCUGGACAGAAGUCUCAGGCCUAUCUUCCCUCAACAUUCUGGCUGACCAUGCUUGAUGCGUUUUACCAGAGCCUAGUGUGCUUCUUCAUACCUUACUUUGCGUAUGCAGGGAGUGAUAUUGGAGUACUCUCAUUUGGUUCUCCAAUUAAUGGCUCCGCCCUCCUCAUCAUCCUCUUGCAUCAGGUCAUAGAGAGCCGCACACUGACAUGGCUACAUGGUGCAUUGCUGCUCUUCAGUGCCCUGUUCUAUUAUGUCUUCGUAUUAGUGUUCAGCGUUACAUGUGUGACAUGCAAUUCUCCCACAAACCCUUUCGGCAUCGAGACUAAAAUGAUGUCAGAGGCACCCUACUAUUUUGUGUGUGGACUUACCACAGUCCUGGCACUGCUGCCUAGGAUUCUGCUCCGUGUCAUUUGUAACAGCACCUGUCCUUAUGACCUGGUGAAAGCACAGAAAAUAGAGCGACUCCCUCCAGUAGACUACUGCUCUAGCGUAAAGCAGUGGAAGGAGAGCAGGGCCGCUGGGAAACUGUCCACAAGAAACAUCCCUCAAAACCUCAGUGUGAAUGCCGACAAUUGUAUCACAGAAGCAGGCGCUGUCGUCUUGUGACCAAUUACAAAAUGGCCACCUUUAACCAUAUAUACAACAUUAGUAAAACUAAUGACUGUAUAUUCCUGCACUUUAAUGAUUGGCAGGAACUCUGACCAAUCAGAUCACAGAUCUGGAUUUUCUCUGCCCAAUGAGAGUGUUUUUACAGUGACGUGCCUGGACUCUCUCUCUGUCUAUGUGGGAUACAUAGAUACCUGAAUUGCAGUGCAAAUUCGUUUUUUUCGUGGAAGGUGGAAUAGACUUGGAGUCGAUCUGAGUGGUCCAGCGCUCUAUCCAAGCUGCAAGAUACACAGAGAGUUGUUUACACUUCACACGUCUCAGGCUGUGCCUGUGGCUUUUUGAAUUACACAUGCACUCCAGCACCACACAAGAACUGUGUACCUCAUGUGAUUGAAGAGAUCGGAGUAGUUGUGAAUCGUGGGUCAGGAUGCGGUUUGUGUAUGUCAAUAUAUUAUGGCUGCUUUGCUCCUACUGUAAGGCAAUAUAUAAUACAGUUUUUUAUUUUUGAGACUGGGAUAUUCCCGAUAUUGCUUGACCAUUAUUGUAGAUGUUGCACGCUUUUUCUCUUUAAGAGAAAACUGUGUAAUCUUCCACAAAUUUAUUUUGUGGUUAAGACAGUUUAUGAAUUGUCAUAGAUCAGGAAUGAUUAUAGUCAGACUGACGUGACUUUUAAAGGAUACUUCACCCAACAAUGAUUUCAUCAUGUAUUCACCCUCAUGUCAUUCUAAACCUGAAUGGCUUUCUUCUGCAGAACACAAAAGAAGAUAUUUUGAAGAAUUUUUGUAACCGAACAACACAGGACCCAAUUGACUUCCAUUGUAUAGACAUUUCUCACAAUAUUUUUGUCAUAAUAUACAGGUUUUGAAUGAUGUGAGGGCAAAUAAAUGGCAAAAUGUUAUUUUUUAAUUUCAGUGGAGUCGAGUAACUCCAGUUGGAACAAGAAAGUACAUUUGCACAUCCUUUGUGUUUUUGUUCAUCUGGUAACCUCUGAAUAAUAAGGAAAAGCAUUCUUGUUUUAUUGAUCGUGGACAGCUUUGACAUACCAAGAUGCUUUUACAAGAAGAACAAAGUGAAUUUUCCCUGCUCAGGAAUGAAACGAAGCAAAAAAAGCUGAUGUAUUUGUGACCUGAGGUCUUUGAUGCCCAUGUUUGUGUACAUUGUGCAAGUAAACAUGCAUUCCAGGUGGAUUACCAGUAUUUUAUUACUUUUUAUGUUAUGUUAUUUUUAUUGCAGAAAUGAAUGCUUGAGUCGAAAAUGUGAAUGGAUAAACAAGAUUGAUGUAUACUUAACUUGUAUAGUAUUUAUAGUUUAUGAACAUGUUAUUUUACAUCUCUUGAUAGACAUUUGUGUUAUUUGCGAAAUGUAAAAUAAAACACU